AUGUUCUGGCUCGGAAUGAUGCUGACCAUGAUUUUGGCACAGUCGGUGCCGUGGUGGAGCGAAUGGGGGUUCCGGAUCACUGUCGUCUCGAGCUUAGGGGCAAAUCUUGUCGUCGGCAUCCUGUCCGGGACACGGCGGCGCUCGGCGUCCCGCUGGUUGUGGGCGUUACUAGGCGAGGUGGCUAAGUUGUUCGUCUGGCUUGCGUACCAGGUCGCUGAGGCAGCGGCGACGAGCGCACUCGGCAGCCUGUCCCUCUGCGGCUCCGAUGCGUCGGAGGAGGAGAAGCAGGUGGUCGCGUUCUGGGCCCCGUUCCUCCUGCUGCACCUGGGCGGCCCGGACAACCUGACCGCCUACGCUCUGGAGGACAACAAGAUCUCCAACCGCAAAUGGCUUGAGAUAGGCGUUCGGAUUCUGGUGGUCAUUUAUACCAUCUACAACAACACACAUCGCGGCGGCCGCAGCUGGGCUUUGCUGCUCGCGGCGUCCGUCGUCAUGCUCGUCGCCGGCGUCGUCAGCUUCUAUUUCACCAAGGCAGGAAGCCAGCGAGAUGAUACUCUCAGGUGGGACUGGGAGAGCAUGUGCAAGGUGGCCGAGAUGGAGCUGUCUCUCAUCUACGAGUUCCUCUACACCAAGGCGAUCCUGGCACACACCUGGCACUACUACCUCAUCCGCUUGUUGUCGCCCCUCUUCACUGCUGCUGCCGCAUUUCUCUUCUGCUUCUGGCAUCAUCCUGAUAAGCAGCAGCAGGGCGAUGAUGGCCACCGGGUCAGGGGAUCCUUUGUCGGGAUCACCUACGCCUUGCUGGCCAUUACCUUCCUCAUGGAUGUGGCAUGGCUGAUGAGGGCCCUCGGGUCGACAUGGGCGUACGCCUACUUCCAGGCCGCCGGAAGAAGAUGGUGGUGCAGCAUCCACCGCAUCGUCGUCCGCCUGGACCCGUUGCAGCUAAUCUGCCGCGAUCCGCAGGCCAUUAUUAAUACUCAGGAGAAGGACGAGGAGAAGAAGAAGAAGAUGUACACAAGGUUGGACAUCAGGACACGCUGGGGCCACAAGGCCUUCAGCUGUGCACCUGAGCAAGUCAAAAAGAAAUUAAAAAAGGACGAGCAAGUCAAAAAGAAAUUAAAAAAGCACGGCCACAAGGCCUUCAGCUGUGCACCUGAGCAAGUCAAAAAGAAAUUCGAGGAGGACGUCCUCUUGUCGCAUCUUUUCGGCGAGGAAUUCGAGGAGGACGUCAUCUUGUGGCAUAUCGCCACCUGCAUGGUCCUGGUGGUCCUCACGGACGGAAGAAGACUUGCGUCGGCAAUUGGGGUGAUGUCGGAAUACAUGAUGUUCCUUGUUGCUGUUCGCCGACAAAUGCUACCUGGCCUUGUCCUCCACAGCCAGUUGCAGGUAACCCGCAAGAAAUUGGUUGAAAUAUGGGAUGGGGGUCAGCGUAGUAAGAUACUACCCGAUCGAGAAAAAUCAAUCAUGAAUAACAAAGAAAAGCUUGCCAUGAUCCUGCGACGCGUAAGGAUCGUGGAGGACGACGAGAAUGUGCCGUCUGAGGAUAAAAUUGAAGGCAACGAAGGUACGCAACUUCUCCUGCAUGCACAAGACCUUUAUUUUUGCCUAUCAGGCGACAAGCGACCUACUACAGUAGAAAGCCGAGCUGCUCCGUGGUCUCCCCCGCGGGUAUCAGAUGAGAUGCUGGAGUUCAUCUUCAAUGUGUGGGUGGAUAAGCUGGUGUACGCGGCCGUCCGGUGCAGCAGGGAGGCCCAUGCCAAGCAGCUCAGCGCCGGUGGCGACCUCACCACCGUGCUGUGGAUGCUUAUCCAACAUGCUGGCCCGUUUUGCAUUGGAGAAAAAGCAAAGAGCAUCUCCUUCGUUGCUGCGAAGCCUAAGAAGGAGGAGGAGGAGAAGAAGAAGAAGGAUGACGCGAAGCCACCGCUUCGGGCUCCGCCUCCGUGCUGUCCCGUGUGCCCUCCAUACUACCACCCAUCAUACCCCCCCGUGUGCCCUCCAUACUACGGCCCAUCAUGGCCCCCCGUGUGCCCUUGGUACCCCCAAUGUCCCCCGCAACAUGAGAGACCAGGAGACGAACCUGAGGAAGCCAGAGAAGAUAAACACGAAGAUUCUUCUUCUGAUGAUGAUGAGGAUUCCGAAUCCGAAGAAUAA
Molecule: messenger RNA, 2151 nt
Organism: Miscanthus lutarioriparius
Lineage: Eukaryota; Viridiplantae; Streptophyta; Magnoliopsida; Poales; Poaceae
Source: the annotation of a GenBank genome assembly